This is a messenger RNA of Hevea brasiliensis (rubber tree), 1979 nucleotides long. Its product is annotated as probable protein phosphatase 2C 5. Gene Ontology annotation, molecular function: protein serine/threonine phosphatase activity. Bases 255 to 1658 code for a protein of 467 amino acids. The record is from RefSeq and is a predicted model, not a curated record. The transcript has 7 exons. Lineage: Eukaryota; Viridiplantae; Streptophyta; Magnoliopsida; Malpighiales; Euphorbiaceae. Gene Ontology annotation, biological process: protein dephosphorylation.
CAUAAUCAAAAAGGUGUUUGUCCGAAAAUCAGCUCCAAAAACACCAACAAAGAAAAACCCGCGUCCGCAUAUCUCUAGAUUUCUCCUCCAAUCAAAUCACUGGUACACCUGUGAGUCACUUCCUCUCUCUAGCCCCCCGAGUUUCCUCCACUCUCUUUCCUCUUCUCUUUAGGGCUUUUCUUCUUGUCUCACUUUCUCAACUUAAAUCCUGUGGUAUUACCACAAAUGGAGUGGUUUUAGAUCACUUUUCGUCAAUGCUGGAUCUGUUGAGGCCUCUUCAUGUUUCAACUGCUGAAGUACCAAGGAUGAAAUCCCCUCUCGUUCCACUUGGGACCUUGAUUGGUCGUGAGCUUAGGAACGAGAAGGUUGAGAAACCUUUUGUGAAGUAUGGACAAGCUGCUUUGGCAAAGAAGGGAGAGGAUUACUUUCUGAUAAAACCUGACUGCCAGAGGAUUCCUGGGGAUUCAUCAACGUCUUUUUCUGUCUUUGCGAUUUUUGAUGGACAUAACGGUAUAUCAGCUGCCAUCUUUGCUAAGGAGAACUUAUUGGAUAAUGUUUUGAGUGCAAUUCCCCAGGAAAUCAGUCGGGAAGAGUGGCUUCAAGCCCUUCCUAGAGCUCUAGUAGCAAGUUUUGUGAAAACUGACAUAGAAUUUCAGCAGAGAAGGGAAACUUCUGGGACAACUGUGACGUUUGUUGUGAUAGAUGGGUGGACUGUAACUGUUGCUUCUGUGGGGGAUUCACGAUGCAUCUUGGAUACCCAGGGGGGUGUAGUUUCCCUCUUGACAGUUGAUCACAGGUUAGAAGAGAAUGCAGAAGAGAGGGAGCGUGUAACUGCAAGUGGGGGUGAAGUAGGAAGGCUAAAUGUUUUUGGGGGCAAUGAGGUUGGUCCCUUGCGCUGCUGGCCAGGUGGAUUAUGUCUUUCUAGGUCAAUUGGAGAUACAGAUGUUGGAGAGUUUAUUGUUCCAAUACCGCAUGUCAAGCAAGUGAAGGUGGGAUCAUUUUCUCUUGUUGGUGAUGGAUUUGUCACUUUUUUUUCAUUAUUUGUUAAAUUUAUAAAAGUUUUUUUUCUUGUUAUCCAGCUAUCAAGUGCUGGGGGAAGGCUUAUUAUUGCUUCUGAUGGUAUCUGGGAUGCAUUAUCAUCUGAUGUGGCUGCAAAGUGUUGUCGGGGUUUACCUGCUGAGCUUGCUGCCAAGUUGGUGGUUAAGGAAGCUUUAAGGUCAAGGGGGCUGAAGGAUGAUACAACAUGCCUUGUUGUUGAUAUUAUCCCAUCUGACGUUCCUGUCUUACCUUCUAUACCAAGGAAGAAGCAAAACAUGCUUAAUUCACUUCUGUUUGGAAAGAAAUCUCUAAAUUCUGUUAACAAAGCAACAAAUAAGCUUUCUGCUGUUGGAGUGGUAGAGGAGUUGUUUGAAGAGGGUUCUGCUAUGCUUGCUGAAAGGUUGGGUAAAGAUUUUCCUUCAAUCACAAACUCUGGGCUAUAUAGAUGUGCCGUAUGCCAAAUCGAUCAAACCCCCACUGACAGUUUAUCAGUAAACUCAGGGUCUUUUUUCUCACCUGGAUCAAAGCCAUGGGAAGGACCCUUCCUCUGCCCUAACUGUCGAAAAAAGAAAGACGCCAUGGAAGGGAAAAUACCGAGCAGACCUAUAGUGACUGCAUAGCAAAUCAUCUGGUAACAGAGUAAAUAUUUAUAUUUUUUGGCUGGAAGUGUGAGCAUGAAGCAUGCUUGGUUUUUGCUUUCUGGUACUGAUUGUAAUAGAUGUAUGAGAAAUGAGGUGGUGAUAUAGUGCCUAGGUGUUUUGUUUUACAAUUGGUUGUGUCAACUCUGGUUUUUUUCCAGCUUUGGUUAACCUGACAGAGGACAGAGAUGUCACCUGAUAGAUAUGUUUGUGAUAGUUUGAUUGCUAACAGCUUGAUGAUGUAAGUAAAAAUGAAGGUUGCAUAGUGAUGUGCUCAUCGCAGCAGCUAAUUUAUUGUGACCA